Blumeria graminis f. sp. triticale is the source of this 2280-nucleotide messenger RNA. NCBI's taxonomy places the organism in Eukaryota, Fungi, Ascomycota, Leotiomycetes, Helotiales, Erysiphaceae. The record is from the annotation of a GenBank genome assembly.
AUGUCUCAAUAUUCAGAAAUUUUCGCUGGUCAAAACAAGGUCUCAAUCGAACACAUUUUCAAGCAGUUUCGUAACAACUACGUACCAGAGGAUAAAAAAUAUAAUGUCCUGAAAUACUUUGACGAUCUAUAUAAAUACACGUAUCAUUUAGAUAAUAAUGACAUGUUCAAACUAAGUGACUUGUUUCGUGAUACCGAGACGGCAAUUCAAAAGAAUCUAGUUGCAAUUAAAAGAUUUGAUCAACUAAUUGAGGACAUUUUAGAUGAUGAUGAUUUGAGUCAUAUAGUAGAUAAUACCAUCCGCAUAGCUGAAACCACGUGUCACGAUGUGACUCUCCUUCAAAGCAGUGGACAACUUCUAUCGACAUUAAGUACCUGCGCUAAGACCAUCAAGCGAGACACAUCAGAGGCAUCAGGUUUUGAUAAGACCGCAGCUUAUCUCGCCAAAGCUGUUCAAUCCGAACUUCAAGACAAUGUUUUCUCGGGUAUCUCAAACUUCUGGGAUGUGUUUUUCGAAGGAAAAGCUUGGUCCAAGCAGACCUCACGCAUUUGGGAGUGUUACACAUCUUACGAAAAAGCCGAGGAAUGUGAAAGAACGAGAACAAAUCAGAGUAUUAUAACUUUGAAAGAAGAAAUGACGGAGACACAAGUGUGGGAAUGGCUUGAUUUUUUCAGGGAGAAAUUUUUGAAUCAGCUAAAUGGGCCCAUAGAAGAACCAUUGAAGAACUGCGAAGUCAUGUUAGAAACGAAUACGCCCCGACUGCGAGCGCAGUACUGCAAUACCAAAGUUAUGAAAAGCACAAUCAGAACGGCAGCUGACGCUCAAGCUGACUUCGUUAUUCGAAGUGGCGAGCUAUCUGGGGAUAAGCCACAAUGGGAGGAUGUGAGAGUGGUCGCCGAGUUCACGAAACAGACCGAUUCAAGUGCAAGGAAAGCAAAAUUCACUCAACUAUCUAGGUAUGUGCGCGAAAUAUUUUGUGCGCAGCCCUUGCGGCGAUUUGUACAUUGCUUUUUCUUCUUGAAAACAAAAUUUGAGCUCUGGGUAUUUGAUCGUACUGGGGCCUACAGCUCGGGCUUAAAAAGCAUUGUCAGCGAAAAGGAGAUGUUCGUACGAGCAAUAAGCUCGUAUUUGCUAAUGAGCGAUGAAGAACUUGGCCUCGACUUGUCUACCAGCAAGGUCGGCGAAAAUUUAUUUGUCACAAUAAAUGGAAUUAAUGAUGAUCCCACCAUGCAAUUUAAGAUCGACCCUGAGCCGAUUGUCCGACCACAGAGACUGAUUACUCGAGGUACUACCUGCUUCGAGACCGUUGACAAACUAUCAGUUGUCAAGUAUGCAUGGACCAGUGUGAAGGGGUGUUCGGAAAUCGACUUUCUUAAAGUCGCACUUCCAGUACGCGGCGUUGUGAACUAUAUAACGUCGGAUGAAGUCUAUCGGACCAGCGAACACUUGGGAAAUCUAGAUUUUACCGAUGCUGACGCUUGGGACUUGAAGACAGAGACGCUGAUCAUAUCAAGGGGUACGCACCUGAUGCAACCGACAGUCAGCCCAUGGGACAGAGAUCGCAAACUCAUCAGGAUUGCUAUCACACCUCGUGGUCAACCCCUGAAUACCAGCAAGACGACCCUUGAAUUUAUUGUUGGAAUUCGGGAUGCAAUCUUGGGCCACCGACGCCUAUAUGAUCGGGGAAUUCUACACGGCGAUAUCUCGGAAGGCAACAUUGUCUUGACAUCACCAAAUGCAGGUGAUGAAUCAAAGGGGAUGUUGAUUGAUCUGGACCACUCCGUCGGGCUGAUCGAAAGUUUGAAAACGGACGAUGAACUGUCUCUAACAGGCACCAUGAAAUUCAUGGCAAUCGAGAGAUUACAAGUUGCGGUAGACAAUGAGCCUACAAUCCAGCGUACCAUUCGGCACGACUUGGAAUCCUUCUUCUAUGUAUUCCUUGUAGGAUGCAUAGAAUAUGAAGUUGUCCCAGAGUCCAAAUCACGUAACCUUGACAGCUGGUGCACAAGAGAUGUAGCGAGUAACUAUACAUCGAAGGUAGGUUAUAUUGGUGUUUUCGAAGUUUUGGUUUUGAAGAAUUUCACACCCAGCUUUUUGGGCCUGAAGGACCUAGCAAGCAGCCUAAAAACGAUUUUAUUUGGUGAGAUAGGCCAGAAUUAUACGACACCUUAUGACUGUAGCUCUAUGUAUGAAGAAAUAAUUGGGGCGUUCAAUAAAACUAUCCAGCAGAUUACAGAUCGAUCAAUCUUAAAUAAUACUUUCAAACCACGAAAACGAUAG